AAAUGACAGUACAAGGAGAGCUCCUACCCUCAUCCCUCAAGAUGGAGGGUCUGCGGGUCAAGAGGUGAACACAGGUGAGCAAUGGUAUGAUGCUGAGGAGGAGCUGGAGCUUCCAGAAGAUGAUGUAGCUACUGCUGUGAGACAGGACCCCACACCGGUGAUGGCACAUGUGUCUGAUGAAUCAGCCAGUCAGGAGGCCAUGAGCUCCGUACUGUGUGUUUCCAAGCUGCCCAGCAAUGUGACGGAGAGUGACAUGUUGCUGUUCUUUGAGAAAUACCAUCCCACUGAAGUCAGCAUUUCUGCUUUAAAGGAUUUGAGAUUUGCCAUAGUUAUGUUAAGUGGCCCCCAGUCUGCUGAGACUGCAGUGAAAGAGCUAAAUGGAUGCAGAAUGCAAGGUCGCGUUUUACAUUUGGAGCACAUCAGCAGACCCACGAACAACAGCCAGAACUCGGCCUCUGAACCUGAUUCCUCACAGGACGCUGCCAAACCACAAACCUCCAAGACUGACUCCAGCAGCACUGAGGUGGUGUGCAUCUCCCCUACAGCAAAGGGAACCUUUGUGCCACAACACUAUGGCACCAUGAGCAGCUUUGAUACUCUGAUAGCAGAGCUGACACAGCUCCACCCAGUGGUGGGGAGGCAGAGGAUUGUGGAUGCUAUGCUUGAGCUGAGGGCAAAGCAUCAGGGCGUCCUCUGUGGCAUGCCCCUCAGGACCAUCAGGGAGAUGAUAUCUGAACUUCUGACCAGGCCGCAGACUGCUAAGCAGUCAUAA
This is a messenger RNA of Pundamilia nyererei, 772 nucleotides long. RefSeq names its product RNA binding motif protein 44 (gene rbm44). The coding region runs from base 161 to 772 and encodes 203 amino acids. The record is from RefSeq and is a predicted model, not a curated record. Lineage: Eukaryota; Metazoa; Chordata; Actinopteri; Cichliformes; Cichlidae. Gene Ontology annotation, molecular function: RNA binding. The transcript is spliced from 6 exons.